GAUCGCAUUACACAGUCUCACAGGAGAGCUCAGUGCUCGAAGUUGUAUAUUAGUCGUGGGUGAGAGCAAGAUAUCUGCGAAUUAGGUCGCUGGCACCUCGGCAGCAGUGGACUUUCUGCAGACAACAGUUAAAAGGUGACAGCUGUGGGAUAUGAAUAACUAGAGACAAACAGGCAGUAGUCCCACAAACUACAAUCAUCCGAAAUAUUACCGUGCUUCUAGCAAAGACAAACCAACCCACACUAAGACAAGGUCUCUGUUGGUUGUUACUAUUUCAUCUACCAUGGAGUCCCUGUCAUUGUCUUUUGACGGUGGCCAUGUUUUACAAGUGGACAAUGAACCGGUAUGUAAGGGACACCGUCGCAAGAGGGAGUUCAUACCUGAAGAGAAGAAGGAUGCCCUAUACUGGGAGAAACGUCGCAAGAACAACGAGGCAGCCAAGCGGUCACGGGAGAAGAGAAGGAUGAAUGACUAUGUGCUGGAGACUCAUUUCAUGGCCCUGAAAGAAGAAAAUGCCAGGCUUAGUGCUGAAUUAAUGGCCAUGAAGCUCCACUUUGGGCUGGUUCACCCUGCAGCAUACACUGCUCACCAGAGCAACCAACUGAAUCACCAUGUUCACAGCGGCACCCUGUCACCCACGCCUGCCACCAGCACCCACCACCAGUUCCUGCAGAGGGACUAUUACUGGCAUGGUAGAGACUCUACUGUUAUGCCAAGCCACCAACCCUCUCAGCCUCUUUUCAUUCCUGCAUAUGCCCUCCAUACCAUGAGAGGUUACCCAUACUUAAACACAUCUGGUGGUGCCAGCUCUGGCCUUGUCACUCCCCUUGCUCUCCCUCGAAAUCUCCUGCCGACCCACGCACCCCGACCUGGAGCUUCUCUACUGAAGCCCAUUCCUACAAGAGCCGCCUCAGAUGAAGAGGAGGAGGAGCAGCAGGUCCCAGGGGUGCUGUCCCUGACGUGCUCUGCUCCGCCUCUCAAAAUCAACAGGAAAGGAGAAAGGAUCUACUUCCCACCAAGACAAUGCACAUCCAACUGA
Seriola dumerili (greater amberjack) is the source of this 1039-nucleotide messenger RNA. RefSeq names its product nuclear factor interleukin-3-regulated protein-like. Gene Ontology annotation, biological process: regulation of DNA-templated transcription; circadian rhythm. Gene Ontology annotation, molecular function: DNA-binding transcription factor activity; DNA binding. NCBI's taxonomy places the organism in Eukaryota, Metazoa, Chordata, Actinopteri, Carangiformes, Carangidae. Bases 284 to 1039 code for a protein of 251 amino acids. Gene Ontology annotation, cellular component: nucleus. The transcript has 3 exons. The record is from RefSeq and is a predicted model, not a curated record.